AUGGAGGCGGUAAAGGCGUUCAACGCGGAGCUUUCUGCUCUCUAUGAUGUUAAACCACCCAUUUCAAAAGCUAAAAUGAAUUCGCUUACACGGGGUGCCAUCAAAGCAAUAAAAUUCUAUAAACAUGUUGUACAAAGUGUGGAGAAAUUUAUACAAAAAUGUAAACCUGAAUACAAAGUACCAGGAUUGUAUGUAAUAGAUUCAAUUGUCCGACAAUCUCGACAUCAGUUUGGGAUGGAAAAAGAUGUGUUUGCACCACGAUUUGCAAAAAAUAUGCAAACUACCUUUCUUAAUCUUUUAAAGUGCCCACAGGAAGAUAAGAGCAAAGUUAUACGUGUAUUGAAUCUUUGGCAAAAAAAUGCUGUUUUUCCACCAGAAGUUAUUCAACCACUUUUUGAUCUGGCGGAUCCAAAUCAUCCGAUACAUAAGGAGCAACCAGUAAAUAGCAAUGGUACAUUGAAUGCAUCAUCUGGAAAUAAUUUAAGUAAUGUGAAUGCAGUCACUAAAACUCCACCAUCUGCAAUUAAAAAUGCUGUAAAGGAUUCAAAGCUAUUUCCAUCUGGCAAGACAAUUGAUCCAGCAUGGCUCGCACAAACAAAAAUGGAAGCGGCAAAUAUAGUCAAUGCAAAUAAACUUUUGAGUCAAUCCAACUCCGGUCAAGUAGAUCCUACUUUUCUUGAUCAGUUACAACAUUUACAACAAUUACUUUUGAAAAAGCAGGAAGCUACGAACGAACCAAAAAGUUCUGUCAAGUUUGAUAAAAAAUUAUUAGACUUUGAUUAUGGAGAAGAAGAGGAUGACGAUGUCGUUGUUACUAAUUCUCCGAAUACAACCGCUUCGGCGAAUACUCAACACAAUGCGGUCUCGACAAACAGCAGUCUGGAAAGUCUGGGACUGUUGCUCACGAAUCCAGAGGUUCUGAGACAACUGCAAACUUUGCAACAAACUAUGCAAAGCAACGCGUCCUCUUCGCAACACGAAAUGGAAGAAAAAAUGCGCAAGUUGCAGCAAAUGAAGCAGCAGGAAGAAGAAUUUGACAAGCAUUUAGCACAAACUGUUCCUAAUCUUCCAUUUGCGUCUGAGUGCGAAUUAAAGCCUUCUGAUAUUUUAAAACCAAAUACCCAGAGUUAUGCGUCAGGUAUGAAUAGCAAUGUGAUACAAGAUAUGAGCCAGCCACCACCUGGCUAUCCACCAGUUCUGCCAUAUGCGCCGCAAUCCUUAUCGAGCAUUAGACAAAUCAAUCAAUCGGCACAUCAAAAUCAAAAAAGUCCAUUGCUUGACGAACGUCAAGAUACACAAGAUUACUCCGGUAAUGGUGCCAGACGUGAUAGUAGUAGUGUGGAAAUUGUAAAUUGCGAAAAUACAAGUUCGCAAAGUAGAUCGCCAGAACGGUAUCGACAUCACAGUCGAUCCCGAUCUCCACGACAUAGAGAUAGGGAUAGAGAUCGAGAUAGAGAUAGGAAAUCUCGAUCUAGAAGUAGAUCGAGGAGAAGAAGGUCUCGUUCAAGAGACAGAGGCCGUGACAGGAAACGCGACGAUAGUCGGGAAAAGAUGACGGAAGAAGAACGGGAAAAAGAAAGGGAGCGACGCAAACGUGGUUUGCCACCGAUAGUUAGGGAUAAAUUAAGUGUUUGCAGUACAACACUUUGGGUAGGACAUUUAUCAAAACUUGUGCACCAAGAAGAAUUGUCGGAUACAUUCGGAGAACUUGGUGAUAUCGUUAGUAUUGACUUAAUCUCGCCGAGAGGUUGUGCUUUUAUAUGUAUGAACAGAAGACAGGAUGCAUAUCGAGCGCUUACAAAAUUGAAAAAUCACAAGAUGCAAGGCAAAGCUAUCACGUUGGCAUGGGCGCCUGGUAAAGGUGUAAAAGGCAAAGAAUGGAAAGACUACUGGGAAGUAGAGCUUGGAGUGAGUUACAUCCCUUGGAAUAAACUAAGCAAUAUUACCGAUCAAGAAUUAGAGUUGUUAGAAGAAGGCGGAAUGAUAGAUGAAGAUACAUUACCUCCCCAUUUAAAAGGAAAAUUAAAACAUACUAGUACGAAUGCGGAUAUACUACAGCAACAGCUGCAAUUGCAACAGCAAGCACUGGUCGCCGCUGCAAACGCCGGUGCUCCCAUUCCUACCUUAACUGAUGGUAUUGUGAACGUUAUACAAUCGUCGGCUGGUUCGCAACAACAACAGCAACAGCAACAAUUAGUCGACACCAGUCAACCGCCACCGAUCAGACCGCCAACAUCGGCUGCGUUAUUGCCGCCUCCGAAUACGCAGUUGCAGAUGAUGCCGCCGGCGUUUACGAUGCCACGAAUGAUUAGCCACAUGAGCCUACAGAUACCGCAUGGAUUAAUGCCGAACGUCCCGAUUGGAGUUCCGCCGCCUAAUAUGCAGAGUCUGUUAGGACCUCCUGGAAUGAUGCAGACUAUGUUGACAUCUCCGGUUAACCCACCAUUCGGAGCAGGUGUUGGCGUAGGUCUACUGACACAGAUUCCACUGCCCGCACCAGCAGCGCCUUCAGAUAAACCAAACUCCACUGGUAUGCCGCACAACGUUCCACCGAUUGGAGUACCACCGCCCACGACAGAGACGAGUAUGCCGAACUUGCCGAUGCUGCGGCAGCCGUACGGGGUUGGUCCGGCGCCGCCGAUGCAGAUGCAACUACCUCAGCAGCAGCACCACGCGGAUGACAUGGAUGUGGAGAUGGAGGACGCGAUGCCGCAGAGCCUAACCAGCAGCGUAUCCAAGGACAAGCAGCCGAAUCUCAGCGACCAAUUGAUCGCAGCGAUGAACAUGAGCGGCGCUGUGAGCGACAAUCGGCUGGAGAACGAUCAGGCUCGCGAGUACAAGGAACGAGAUCGCGAUCGGGAGAACAGGGAGAGGAGAGACCGCAGUGAUCGCGAUCGCGGCGAUCGCAUGGACAUAAACGAGUGCAGGAUGGAUCGCGGCCGAGAAAGAGGAAGGGGACGGGAACGCGGCCGAGAUAGACGGAGGGAUAACCGCGAGGGUCGCGACAGAGACAGAGACGACAGACGCGACAGGGAGAAUCGGGAAGCCCGUGAGAGCAGAGAGAGCAGCGUGAGACACUCGGAGGGACCAGGUGCGCAGAAUCAAAACGUCCAGGAAGGCGAAGGUAUGACGAAGAAGGAGGGGCCCAAGCCCAGCCUAGCCGAUCGACUGCGACAACUGGCGGACGGCACGUUGCCGCUGGACGAUCGAAUGGUGGACAGAAAUAUACGCGGUAAUCGCGCCGAGCGCACCACCGAGCGGAAUGACAGGACCUUCGAGGAAAGCCCCGGCGCGGUUGGACGGCGACCACCAAGCGACAUGCCGAUCUCUCUGAUGGACUUGCCGAAAUUUGCCGGAGUUCUGCCACCGGAUCGGACGGACUUUCCGCGAGGGCCGGAUUUCCGGGGCGGACCGCAAGACGUGCGAGAGUUCCCGCAACGUGGAUUGACCGAGCGACCGAACUUUCCGCCGCGCGGCGGUCCGAGAAAUUCGCAGAUGGACGAUUUCCUGGAUCCAAGGAUGCAACCCGGUAUCUUCCCGGAGGAUUACGAGGGCAGAUUAGGCCACAACGGACCGCGGCCCGACGACUUUCCGCCGAACAGAUUGGGUCCUGCUCGGGAGGAGUUUGAACGACCGGAAGUGCGUGCUCGUAGGCCACCCGUGGACGAGUAUGAGCGCGAUCGCUUCGAGUACGAGAUGAGACGCGACGGAUUUGAUCCACGAAUGCAGGACGGCUUCGAUCCAAGGGGUCACAAUGAGCGCUCCGACUUCGAUCCCCGCAGAAGGGAAUUUUUCGGUGGUCCCAUGGAGCCUGUGUUCGGAAUGCCGCCGUUAAUGGGUCCAAAAGGACCAAGAGGACCGGUCGGCCCUGACGCUUUUGGACCGCGCGGAUCUAGAGGACCUGGUCCUUUGAUGUUUCAUCCGCGAGGUAUGGGUCCGAGGGGUAUGAGACCCGGAAUGAGGCCACCAUUCGCUCCUCGAGGUCCACCGUUCGAUCCCAGAGAAGCGGAUUCGUUCUUCCGGCCGACGUUCGACGAUAUGCGUGGUCGUCCCGGACCGCAUAUCCGACCGCCAUUCGGUCCGAUGGGUCCGCCGGCCAUGCACGGACCGGAUGGACCAUGGAGGAAUCAGGAGGGCGGCGGUCCGCCGCCCGCAUCGUGGCCCGGACAGGAACCCGACGGACACGGACAACGAGAGAAUCAUCUGUCGAGAGACAAGCAAAAGGUAACGAAGCAUCAGGACUAUAAAAACAUAUCCGAGCGGGAGAACCGCAAUCGGAACCGCAAGUCGAGGUGGGGAAACGUUAGCCCACCCUUGACAGACGACGUGGACGAGAUACUGCCAGCGGAGGAGACCGAGAACAAGACCGGAAUAUCGGAGAGCGGGGAGCAAGAGCCAAAAGAUAGUUUUGACGCCUCGUCUUCGGCCGUCGAUCAGCAAAGUUUCUUGAUGCCGAUGGAGCAAAACGAGUCGGCGGCCCAGGAGCAAGACGCGAUGCAGGAUGAUGGAGAAAGCGAGUUGACGAACGUACCGAAUAGCGAAAGUAUCGGCGAGGUCUGCUACGAGGGUCAAGCCAAUCCCUACGAAAUUGACGCGGACCAUUUCUCCGGCGAUGAUUUAGCGCUAAAGCAGCGAGUCGAAGAGCAACCGUGUGAAUAUGAGGCACUCAUUCCAGCUGAGGAUUCAGCGCAGCACAGUGCGGUACAGUCGAUCGAACAAACAGAACACGCGAGUGAAAAAAACUAUAGUGAGCAAUUAGUGGAACAGCAAGUGGAUUCAUUAUAAGCCGAAGAGGAAAGAGAAACAAAAGG
Linepithema humile (Argentine ant) is the source of this 4811-nucleotide messenger RNA. RefSeq names its product Insulator su(Hw) mRNA adaptor (gene Isha). Gene Ontology annotation, molecular function: RNA binding. Lineage: Eukaryota; Metazoa; Arthropoda; Insecta; Hymenoptera; Formicidae. The record is from RefSeq and is a predicted model, not a curated record. Gene Ontology annotation, cellular component: nucleus.